Malassezia japonica is the source of this 2682-nucleotide messenger RNA. RefSeq names its product lumenal Hsp70 protein (gene LHS1). Gene Ontology annotation, molecular function: ATP-dependent protein folding chaperone; ATP binding. NCBI's taxonomy places the organism in Eukaryota, Fungi, Basidiomycota, Malasseziomycetes, Malasseziales, Malasseziaceae. Gene Ontology annotation, cellular component: endoplasmic reticulum chaperone complex. Bases 1 to 2682 code for a protein of 893 amino acids. The transcript has a single exon. Gene Ontology annotation, biological process: endoplasmic reticulum unfolded protein response. The record is from RefSeq and is a predicted model, not a curated record.
AUGCGCCCCUUCCCCACCGGCGUGCUGACGGUGCUGGUGUACGCCGCCUUUGCGGUGUUCCUUGCACCGCCCGCAGCUGCGAUUGGCGUAGUGAGUAUUGACUACGGCACGGAAUGGAUCAAGGCUGCGCUGGUCAAGCCCGGCAUGCCCUUUGAUGUUGUGCUGAGCCGCGACUCGAAGCGCAAGGUCCAGGCGAGCGCCGCCUUCAAAGGCAAGGUGCCUGCCGACGGCAACCUUGCGCGGCAGGAGCGCCUGCUUGGCAGUGAUGCGUAUGCGUACGCAUCGCGCGACCCCCUGCAGAGUUUCCACGCGGCCAAGCUCCUCCUUGGCCAGUCGUGCAAUGCGUCGUUCCCCCGGGCGGUCGAGAUGUACCGCGAUGUGUUCGGCAACGACGUUGUGCCCCUCUCCUGGAACUCGACGGGUUCGUCGUGUGUCCUGCGUCCCUCGCCGGAGAGCGAGGCGUUCUGGCGCCCCGAAGAGAUUGUCGGCAUGGAGCUCGACCACAUCCGGGAGCUUGCCGAGGACACCGCCGGCGAGAUGCUCAGCAUCGGCGUCGUGGCCGGUUCGCAGGGCUACUUUGGCGCGCAGCGCGGCCUCGACACGGUGAUCACCGUGCCGAUCUUCUUUACGGCGCUCGAGCGCCAAGCGUUGAUGGACUCUGCGCUCCUUGCCGGAUUCCGCCCCCACAUGAUCAGCGACGGUGCGGCGGCGGCCGUGAACUACGUGCAGAGCCGCUCGUUCCCCAAGCCCGAGCGCCACAUUUUCUUUGACGUCGGUUCCGGCGCGUCGCGUGCGUCGCUUGUGGAACUCUCGGAGAAGCCGGCGCCCGAGGCCAAAGGCAAGGUGCUCACCGACGUGCGCGUCGUCGACGCCGCGUGGGAGCGCGAGGCCGGUGGUCUGGCGCUUGAUAUGCUCGUGCGCGACCUGCUCGUCGAGCAGUUCGACAAGCAGCACGGUGCUGCGAUCCAGGGCUCGGUCAAGAGCGACAAGCGUGCGAUGGCGCGUCUCCUGCGUGAGGCGAACCGCGUGAAGCAUGUGCUGUCUGCGAACGCCGCGGCGGUGAGCAACGUCGAGUCGCUUACGCACGACAUCGACUUCCGUGCGUCGAUCGAGCGCGAGGCGUUUGAGGCGGCGAUGAAGAGUGCGGGCCUGUUGGACCGCAUCACCUCGCCGCUGACCGAGCUGCUGCAGCGCACGAAGCGUACGAUGAACGACAUCGACUCGGUGGUGCUCAUUGGCGGAUCGACGCGUGUCCCGGCGGUGCACGCGGCGCUGCGCGCGGCUGGCAUUCCCGAUGCGAAGCUCGCGGUGAAUGUCAACGCGGACGAGGCGGCGGUGAUGGGUGCGGCCGCGUACGGCGCGACGAUGCAGCCGUCGCUGCGUAUGAAGCAGGUGUCGGUCACCGACGGCAACAUGUACGCGGUCGACAUGAGCGACGUCUCGACGCAGCAGCACACGACCAUCUUCCCUGCUGGCCCCCGUGAGCACGAGCAGUUCCACUACGAGGUCGAGGGUGCGGACGAGGACUUUGGCGUGACGCUGUCGUAUGCGCCCGAGUCGCUCGCGCGCCUGCCGAAUGGCGAGCAGGGCCCCCUGAUGCAUGUCCAGCUCGAAGGCAUCAGUGCGGUGCUUGGCGAGCUGCGUGCCGCGAAUGAGCUCAAGAACGUCGACGUGCUUGUCAACGCGACGAUCUCCACGUCGCCGCCUGGUGUGUACACCGUGCACAAUGCGAACCUCAAGGUGACGCCCAAGACGACCGUCGCCGGAGCGCUGAAGAACUUCUUUAAGCUGUCGGACGAGCCGGCGGCGAACGCGACGAAUGCCACCGAGCCGAUUUCCUCCGAAAAGGUCGAGUCGCUGACGCUCGACACGCGCUACCUCACGCGCUCGGUGCCGCUGGCGGGCACGGACAAGCUCAAGUCGCUCGAGCGCCUGCGCCUGAUUGUGCACGAGGCCAAGCAGCGUGUGCUCAAGGACACGGCCUCGAACCAGCUCGAGGCGACGCUGUACCAGGCGCGCGAGCUGCUCGACGACGCCACGUUUGCGCCGUCCGUCGCCGCGUCCGAGCGCAAGUCGAUCCUCGCCGGCGCGGACAAGACGGCCGAGUACCUUGCCGGCGCCGUCGAGGACGCGAGUGCCGACGAGGUCCAAAAGCGCCUGCGCGAGCUGCACAAGCUCCUCGAGCCGGCGAAGCGCCGCGUCGAGCAGGCGGCCAAGCGCCCGGCGGCGACGACGGCGCUGCGUGCGACGCUGGACGAGGGCACGGCGUUCAUCCAGGAGGCCAAGGCGAACCUCACCGAGGCGCUCAAGGCGUCGGCCGCGAGCAAGUACACCGCUGCUGAGCUCGACUCGCUCACCUCGCAGCUCGACAAGGACCGCAAGUGGCUCGACGACGGCGAGCGCGCGCAGGCCUCGCGCAAGGCCGACCAGGACGCGGUGCUCCUUGCAGAGGACAUGGACCGCCGUGCAAAGAAGGUGCGCGAUGCGCUCACGCGCCUGCGCCGCCGCCGCAUUCCCAAGACGCGCCCGAAGAAGAAGGAGAGCGCGAGUGCGAGCGCCACCGAGAGCCCCACCGAGAGCGCCACCGCCACCGGCAGCGCCACCGAGAGCGCCACCGAGAGCCCCGCCUCCAGCACCUCCACCUCGGCCACGCCCGAGGUGCCGAUCCACGAGGAUUUGUAG